UUGUAUUGUGGACAUUUAACCAUAAUAAUAUAACCUAAAAUUAUUGUUCAAUUAUAAGAAAUUUUCUAAAUUAUUAAUUACGAACUGAUUUCUGCAUCACUUAGCUAACCACAGAAAUUUCAGCCAUUAUUCUGAGCUUUCAGCCAAACAAAAACAACCAGUGAUAUGUAUUUUUUAAAAUGUUUGUUUUAGCCGAAAUGAAAGAUGUCAUUCGUGUUACUCCAGAGCAUUUUCAUCAAAGUUUAACGGAAUCUAUCACAAUAUUACUUAACCGAAAAUUAGCUAAUAAGGUGGUAUUAAAUGUUGGUCUAUGCAUAGCUCUUUUUGAUAUUACUCAUAUUGGCCACUCCUAUAUAUUCCCAGGCGAUGGUUCAUCUCACACAGAAGUAAAAUUUAGAUAUAUUGUAUUUCGCCCUGUGGUUGAAGAAAUUCUCGUAGGCAAAAUUAGAAGUUGUAGUAGAGAAGGAGUUCAUGUUACAUUAGGCUUUUUUGAUGAUAUUUUAAUACCAGUCAAUGCUUUACAACACCCAUCUAGAUUUGAUGAAAAUGACCAGGCUUGGGUGUGGGAGUACCCUAAAGAUGAUGAAAAGCAUGACUUAUUUAUGGAUUCAGGAGAAAAUAUAAGAUUUAGAGUAACAAGUGAGGCAUUUGAGGAAAGUUUGCCUAUGGGACCUCCAGGAACUGAACAUGCAGUGCAAACUGUUGCUCCUUAUAAAUUAAUUGGUGGAAUUAAUGAGCCUGGACUAGGGCUUCUGACUUGGUGGGAAGCACCGGAACAGGAUGAUGGUGAUGACAAUGAUGAUGAACAAGAAAAUGAUGAAUAAAAUGU
Molecule: messenger RNA, 829 nt
Organism: Achroia grisella
Lineage: Eukaryota; Metazoa; Arthropoda; Insecta; Lepidoptera; Pyralidae
Gene: Polr3H
Product: DNA-directed RNA polymerase III subunit RPC8
Exons: 4
Coding region: 180-824 (214 amino acids)
Biological process (GO): DNA-templated transcription; transcription initiation at RNA polymerase III promoter
Cellular component (GO): RNA polymerase III complex
Molecular function (GO): DNA binding; DNA-directed RNA polymerase activity
Source: RefSeq, a predicted model, not a curated record